Messenger RNA from Impatiens glandulifera, 765 nucleotides. RefSeq names its product putative GEM-like protein 8. The coding region runs from base 3 to 668 and encodes 221 amino acids. The record is from RefSeq and is a predicted model, not a curated record. The transcript is spliced from 4 exons. NCBI's taxonomy places the organism in Eukaryota, Viridiplantae, Streptophyta, Magnoliopsida, Ericales, Balsaminaceae.
ACAUGAAGAAUCUGCAGCCCGUUGAGCAUUUUAUUGGAAUUCCCACCAGAUCAAACAGACUCUUGCUUGAUCAUGGUCGCCAUAAUCAUAUAUCUUUUCCUGUCAAUGGACCAUUGAAGUUCAAUCAGAUAAUAAAAAACAAGAGAAGACCAACAGAGAGAGCAAUAAAUGCAGCAAAUAACAUUCUAGAGCAUGUAAAACUAGGAUCUAAUAUCAGUGCAAUAGUAAAGGGGAAGUUGGGCUUAGGAGCCAAAAUCCUCAAAAAUGGUGGAGUGGAGAAGGUUUUCAAGCAUAAAUUUAGUGUUGAAAAUAGAGAGAAGAUCUUAAAGGCUUCUCAGUGUUAUAUCUCCACAACAGCUGGUCCCAUAGCCGGUCUUCUUUUCAUCACAACUAACAGGAUUGCCUUCUGUAGUGAAAGAUCUAUCAAACUCCAGUCACCAAAUGGAAUGUCAGCCAGAGCCCAUUAUAAGAUAUCGAUACCACUAGAAAAGAUAAAAGGCGCAAUCGUGAGCCAAAACUCGGAGAGGCCAUCACAGAAGUACAUUGAACUUGCUACUGUGGAUAACUUUGAUUUUUGGUUCUUGGGAUUUCUCAAUUAUCAAAAUACUUACAAAUACAUUAUACAAGCUAUUUCUCUACCUCAAUACUUUGAACUUUCUACUCAUUAAGAAGUAGUGAUCAGAAGAACAUUUUACUUUGACAAUCCUCUUCUUGUCCAAAGGACUAUAUUGUACAGUAAAAAAUCAAUGGAAAUGAAAUUUCUCU